Molecule: messenger RNA, 255 nt
Organism: Echinostoma caproni
Lineage: Eukaryota; Metazoa; Platyhelminthes; Trematoda; Plagiorchiida; Echinostomatidae
Source: the annotation of a GenBank genome assembly
AUGCGUCAAGACGAGGCUACUCUUAGCUCGGAGCGCUCUCCAGCUGAACCAUUAGAACUUAUUCAUGAGCAAGCUCUGGAAAUAAAAGACCUGAAAGUUAGGCUGAGUAUAUUUGUUGACCAGCUUGCCAGCCUGGAAGCUCUGAUCCUGGCAUCUGUUCCAACAACUUGCGCUGCCAACACGGCUCUUAAGCUUUCGCAGCAAGAAAUAUUGGAUGCAGCAAAGAAAGUGAAAGACAGCGAACAAUGUGCCUAG